UUUCUUCUUCUUAUUUUUAUUUGUUGCUUUAGUAAAGUGGACACCUUGAGCAGACAUUAGUUAAUACUGUGCAUGCCCAUUGUAUCAUACCUAUUAGAAAACCUAACUUUGGUAAUCAAAUUCCCUAUAAAUUGCUAAGCAUUCUAUAGCAAACAUGCACAUCUUUUCCUCUUCUCUCUCUCUCUUGCUAGUUUGCUUAUAGUGUAUUCUACACUAUCUUCUCCUUCUUCAACCAUGUCUGGUUAUGGCUGGAACUUAACCCAAAUCCCUAAAAGGCCUUACAAUCCUUCACAAAUAGCCUGUAGGAUAUGUAACCAUGUGUUUAUGAGCACACAAGCUCUUAUAGCUCAUAUUGAAACUCACAUGGUAGAUGAUAGCUCUGCCUCAAGAAGGCAAUCAAAUAGCCUAAGCCUCAUACCUUAUCAAAGAAAUAACCCUUAUAACACCAACCCAUCAUCAUCAGCUUCUUCUAUGCCACCAAACUUGUUGUCUUUUAGCCCAAAUAGCUAUAAUUUGCCAUCUUUGCAAGAGACCAGAAACAACCCUAUGCUAAGUGGCAACCCCCAGAUGGUUUCUCCAAGGCCAAUUUUUCCUCCACAGCCCCCACUUUCUUUGUUGGCUAUGAGGAAGAACAACAACUACCCAUCAAUUGGUUCACAGCUGCAGAUUUCUGUAGCUCUAUCGCAGAGGAAAACCAUGGAAGAGCACCCAUCUGUUGAUUGCACCAAGCCAUUUAUUGAGCAACUGGACAAACCCUACUCUUCUAAAACUGAAAUGAAGGAUGAUAACAAAUCUGAUUUAGAUAUGCUGGACUUGACCUUGAAGCUGUAGGAAGAUUAGGGUUUAUGCUAAAACCCUACUUUAAGGGUUUACUUGGAUGUUCUCUUUUCUUUUUUAUGUUUAGUUGAAAAAACAAAUAACCAAGAGAGUCGAGACUUGUUGUAAUUCUUCCAUAUCAUAGUUUAUAUCUAUGAACUGCUUUUUCUCUUUUU
Molecule: messenger RNA, 992 nt
Organism: Ricinus communis (castor bean)
Lineage: Eukaryota; Viridiplantae; Streptophyta; Magnoliopsida; Malpighiales; Euphorbiaceae
Exons: 1
Coding region: 235-831 (198 amino acids)
Source: RefSeq, a predicted model, not a curated record